Fusarium subglutinans is the source of this 5016-nucleotide messenger RNA. RefSeq names its product diaminopropionate ammonia-lyase. Gene Ontology annotation, molecular function: hydrolase activity. Lineage: Eukaryota; Fungi; Ascomycota; Sordariomycetes; Hypocreales; Nectriaceae. The transcript has 5 exons. The record is from RefSeq and is a predicted model, not a curated record. Bases 1 to 5016 code for a protein of 1671 amino acids.
AUGACCAGUCGUCGACAUGUCCACUUCAACUCCAAAGCCAAAUCAUGGACUUCACCUGAGCCCGCCUCCACAGAAGUCAUUGAUCGGUUCCACCAGAGCCUUCCCAGUUAUGAGCCAACACCUCUUGUUAGUCUGGAUGGCCUGGCUCAAGAGAUUGGGGUCGGAGCUGUCCAUGUCAAAGACGAGACGAACCGCUUCGGCCUUCCGGCGUUCAAGAUCUUGGGUGCUUCUUGGGGCGCAUUUCGCUCUAUAACCGAGGAAUUUGGGUUGCCUCUUGACUCGGAUAUUGAUACUGUCCGAGAAGCGGCAAAGUCUCACCAAUUGACCUUGUACGCGGCGACAGAAGGGAACCAUGGACGUGCGGUGGCUCGCAUGGGUGCUAUCUUCGAUGUUCCAGCUGAGAUUCACGUACCAGCAUCGAUGCACCCCUCGACAGUCAAGCUCAUUGAGUCUGAGGGCGCCAAAGUUGUCAUGUCAAAGGGUAGAUAUGAGGAUGCGAUGCUUGAGGCCGAGUCUGCGGCCAAGCAUGAGAAGGGGAUCAUGGUUCAGGACCAUGCAUUCGGUGACUAUCAGACCUGGAUUGUCGAUGGCUACGGUACCAUGAUGCGAGAGGUUGACAAGCAGCUCGGUUCUGCCAAAGCUGACUUGGUCAUCGCUCCUGUCGGAGUCGGAUCAUUCGCUCAAUCUGUUGUCUCUCACUUCAAGAGACAGGGUACAUCCACCUCCACGUUGACAGUUGAGCCUGAUACUGCGGCGUGUUUGUGGAAGAGUCUGGAGAAGGGCGAAUUCACAGAGAUCCCAACGACCGGCACCAUCAUGGCUGGUCUCAAUUGCGGAGCUCCUUCAACAAUCGCAUGGGACCUCUUGAAAAAUGGCGUGGAUGCAAGCUUGACCGUGUCAGACCACGAAGCUCACCAGUCCACCUUGUAUCUGCAAUCUCAAGGCAUCAACGCUGGGCCCUGCGGAGGCUCGACUCUCGCUGCACUAAGACGGCUUACACAGGAUGACAAGAAGGCCCUUGGGCUCAAUGACAAGUCCACUGUCGUGAUCUUUUGCACAGAGCGAAACAGAGACUACGAUGUACCCCACGACGUUUCUGGCAAUGACCCAGUGGCACUCACCCAAACUCUUGUCCAGAUCAACUCAGCCAGUCCCGACUUGGGUUCUGUUCCCGGACCUGGUGAGACAGCCAUCGCUCGCUAUGUCGCUGCAUGGCUCGAGCAUAGGGAUCUGGAAACGCACUGGGUAGAGUACACAAAGGGUCGCCCCUCUGUUGUUGGUGUUGUUCGCGGCUCCGGCGGCGGGAAAAGCGUCAUGUUCAACGGACACCUCGACACAGUCACUAUCAUGGGCUACGACGAUGAUCCAUUGAGCGGCAAGAUUGUAGACGGGCGUCUCUAUGGCCGAGGAUCCGCUGACAUGAAGGGAGGCGUCGCAGCAGGCAUGAUCGCGCUUGCCAAUACUAAGAAGCUUGGCCUUCGUGGUGAUGUGAUCUUCACUGGUGUUGCCGACGAGGAGAGCUUGAGUAAGGGAACAGAAGACAUCCUUCGCGCUGGAUGGAGAGCAGAUGCCGCUGUUGUAUCGGAGUCAACGAACCUCGAGAUCAAUCACGCGCACAAAGGGUACUGUCACAUUGAGAUCAAGGUCUAUGGACUGGCUGCACAUGGUUCACGGGCUGAUCUGGGCAUCGACGCCAUUGUCAAUGCCGGCCAUUUCCUCGUUGAGUUCGGAAAAUACGCUAAGAAGUUGCAAGGAGGUCACGGAGACGAGACCUUGGGAACAGGCACUGCACACGCAUCCGUUAUUGACGGCGGCGAGGAGGCAUCGUCGUAUCCCGCACAGUGUACCAUCAUCGCAGAGCGCCGAACAAUCCCUGGAGAGACCAAUGAAGUUGUUCAGAAAGAGUUCGACAACAUUAUCGCCAAGGUAGCAAAGGAAGUCACCGACUUCAAGGCAGAAGCCAAUAUCUUCUUCAGCCGCCCGCCCCAGUUCACAGCGGCGGACCACCCUUUCACCAAGCUCGUCUCCGGCAUUGUAGGCAGUGUCACUGGCAAAGACGCGGUUACCGCCGGUGCCCCGUUCUGGACCGAUUGCGCUUUGUUGGCUGAGAAAGGGAUAGUGCCUCUGCUCUGGGGACCAAAGGGAGAGGGAUUUCACGGGAAGGAGGAGUUUGUUCACAUCGAGUCAAUUGAACAAGUAGCUGAGGGACUGACCAGUAUCGCAACUGAGUUCUUUCUCAUCUCAUUUGACACAGUCGUUCGCAUCGAUGAACGAACCUCUACUGGCACCGAGCCCAUACGUCUCAUGACCACGUCCCUUAAAAUGGAAACUCAGACACUCCCGCCCUACCUAGUCAGUACUUUGGAGCUGUAUAAGAAGGACACAGACUCCGUCGCCGGUUGGCUCGCGUCAAAGGCAAAGUACUAUGGCUAUAAGUCACAGACGGCUGAGCCCAACAAUAAGGACAACCAGAAGAAACCUUCCGGCCGCCUAAAGGGAAAGGCUCGUAAGGAGGCAAAGAGCCAGGCCACUGGAACUAAGGAUGGGACCGAUAAAAAGUAUAUUGUCGCCUUAAGGGAUUAUGUCCCUAUGGCUAAUUUUAUCGUUGCACAUCGACAGCCUACCAUCCAGGUACCGCCGACGUUCUUUGACACCAUUGGCCGAGUCAUCUACGGGAGAUCUUCGUUUCGAUCUCAAAUGGUGAAGCAUGGAAUUGAGGUUGAUGAACAUGCCAACCAAAAGCAUCUUCACUUCGUCCAUGUGAUGGAAACUGUCCGAGAUACUUUACGUCCCAACAUGAAAGCAGUCAAAAAGCAAAAGCCAGCUGAGCCAAGCAAGGUUAUCGAAGGAUUCAACCUACUCGCGUUGGAUGACCCAUCGCGUGAGUUCUUGGACGCACCAGACAUCGAGCGCCCCCAACAGAUAAAGGAAGACACUGCCACAUAUCAGGCAGAAGAACAGGACUGCCUCGAUGAUGCUCUGCUUACCUGGAGACUUCUGAUCAACGACGCUGAGACAAUCCGAAACCAUAUCGCAUGGGUUUGGAAAGGCUACCGUGAUGGCAAGUUUGACCUCACAGUUGCUGGAGUAAUCACGGAUACUGGAAUACAUAUGGUAGAGCGUCUUGUGGGCCAGUCUUUCAAACUUUUCGACAAAUACGGCGGUUGUAUCCGAGUUGGGAGGAUGCAUUUUACCAUGCAAGCUGCUCUAAAUGGGUACUCGCAGCAGCAAAUUGAUGAGUGCUGGAGUGGCAAGCAUGUCGAUUCUCAGCUAACGGAACUAUUCAAUUCCACGUUCUCCCAUGUACUCGCCAUCCUUGAGCCGCUUAAAACGAUGUUCCCGCGUCCAACAGAAAGCAUCUUUGACACUCAUGAGAUGAUGCGCAGUCUAAAGACUCGCUGCGGUGUGCCAGGGAACAAAGCUGCUACUCUGGACCUCUCAGUUGACCAGUUGAUGGCAGCACGAUUUUGGAACGAGGCCCUGGUGUUUGCCAAGCAUCGCAGAGAGUGUGGAGUCAUGGAUAAGUUCUCAACGUUUGUAUUUCUAGCAAGCGAGGAUCAUGUGUUUUCGUUCGAACUGGCGUUUGCUUACCAAGUUCACCUUGAUGUGUUUCAUAUCAUGCGGGAAGACCUAGCACGAGGCUCAUCGGAGUUUUGCAAGCAUGCGAAGGACAUGCGAGACCAACUCCAGGCUUUCGUUGCCAGUCUAUCACUACCAGGCUCGCCCCCUGGUCCCCCAAACCUUGAUGAGAGCGUUGGUCGACUUAUCCAGUAUUUUGACAAGAUUUUGUCAUACUGUGACCCCCAAGAGGAACGUGCCGAGCCAGAAAAAGGAACCCGCCACCAAUGCAAAGAAGGUACAUUCGAAAUCUUCAAUAUCUUGCCAACGUUUUCUGGUCUUUAUUUAUUCUGUGCCAGAGUUUACUUGGCUGAUAUGGCACUGCGGCUUGUCAAGGAUGCUGGCGUAAUGACAAUUAUGGCUCACUUGUACAACGCCAUGCAACAGCUGAAGAUGCUUGAGGGACCGUGGAUAGACAUGGAUUCAUUUCAAAAUUGCUUUAAGGAGCAGGAUCUAUUUUUCGCAAGCAAGCCGGAGAAACGAGAGGACUUUGCCACACGCCUCCUAAUCCAGCUUGGCUUUAAACCAUCAGCUUUGAAAUAUCUUCGCAUGGGACGCAAUCAAAGGGAACCACAAAAGUUUUUCAAAUCCUUUACCGCUGAACUUCAGGGUGUAGCUCCGGUGUCGAUGAUAUUCGCCGACAUAGUUCACAAACGUCUCGUCCCCAACCUAUCAGAGGAUGAUUUGGCCUACAUUCUAUCUGCCAAUCUUUACAAGGAAACUAUCGCUGGCGAAGAUGUCCAUACCCUCGUCCCUCUUGACGAAAAAGAAAGGAAACUAGUCAAGAAACGGUUUAUGAAGACCAAGUCUAAAGACCGUCAGCAGGCAACGCAGCCCUCCCCUGACGAACAGCUGAGGCAAUUCGCCUUAGCCCUGACCGGAGAGUCGAGGGAGCUAGCAUUUCCCUUCCUGGCAAUGCACAAUCUAUGCGUUUCGCUGUUCAACGAUAUCAGCGAUCGAUGCGCUUCAACCCUAGAUUCCCUAGACUUGAGGGUUGAUCCUCUUGGGCCGACAGUCGAUGUCAUGCUUAACAUUAUCUCGCUAGCCAGCUGUACGAAUGAGGUUGACGCACUUCGUGAGGCAAGUGAAAUCAUUCAGGAGCAUACCAAAAAUAGCCCAGCGAUUAUAACUGAGAAGAUUGCAAAUGUUGGCGCUUUUGGUUCGAUACCGAUACCAAACUUCGAGGUGUACAAGAUCCCUCAGACAAUGUUUGUGAAUGUCAGCGCUGACCCAGAGCCUGAGGAGGAUGAGGAGUUUGCAAUUCCUUUUGAAGAAAGCGAUUCAUGCUCCGAAGAAAUGGGAGAAACAAAUGAGAUCCUGCAGGGGUAUUUGCCUGAUCCCCAUGGCUCAUGUCAUGGGAAGGCUGGUGAGGGCAGCCAGAGCUCUGUGAUUCAGUAA